Molecule: messenger RNA, 5706 nt
Organism: Pezoporus occidentalis (night parrot)
Lineage: Eukaryota; Metazoa; Chordata; Aves; Psittaciformes; Psittacidae
Gene: AVL9
Product: AVL9 cell migration associated
Exons: 16
Coding region: 129-2021 (630 amino acids)
Cellular component (GO): cytoplasm
Source: RefSeq, a predicted model, not a curated record
GGUCGCGGCUGGGUGCUGCGGAAGCACAGGCGGCCGGGGCCGCGUCCCUGUCGGACCCUGGGCAGCAGGAGGCGGAGCGAGAGCUCGUGCAGGGUGGCAUCCUCCGGAGCGGCCAUCGCCGGGGCUUCAUGGAGAAUCGGGGCCCGGUGCUGCACAUCGUGGUGGUGGGGUUCCACCACAAGAAGGGCUGCCAGGUUGAAUUUUCCUAUCCUCCCCUAAAGCCUGCAGAAGGACAUGACAGCCAAAGUUUGCCAGAGGAAUGGAAGUACUUGCCAUUUCUUGCCUUACCGGAUGGGGCUCACAACUAUCAGGAAGAUACUGUGUUUUUCCAUUUGCCACCGAGGUGUGGGGAUCGAACCACAGUCUAUGGUGUCUCUUGCUACAGGCAGAUUGAAGCAAAGGCAUUAAAAGUACGGCAAGCAGAUAUCACCCGGGAAACUGUACAGAAGAGUGUCUGUGUUCUCAGUCAGCUGCCUUUGUAUGGAUUACUUCAGGCGAAGCUGCAGCUCAUCACACAUGCGUACUUUGAAGAAAAAGACUUCUCACAAAUUUCAAUUCUUAAGGAGCUUUAUGAUCACAUGAAUAGUUCUCUGGGCAAUUCUUCACUAGAAGGGUCACAGGUUUAUCUUGGUCUGUCUCCUCGGGAUCUUGUUCUUCACUUUCGACACAAGGUGUUGAUCCUUUUUAAACUGAUUCUUCUAGAGAAAAAGGUGCUAUUUUAUAUCUCUCCAGUCAAUAGGUUAGUGGGAGCUCUGAUGACUGUCCUGUCACUCUUUCCUGGAAUGAUUGAACAUGGUCUUACUGACUGCUCACACUAUAGACCAAGAAACAGCAUAUCAGAGGAUGCUGGGUUGCAGGAAAAUACACCACAUUUAGGUGACCCUGUUUCUGCUGCUGAUACUUCAGAUACAACUUUGGGAAUGGGAAAGGGAAGCAGAAAGGUGGCAGAAAACCUUUCACUGGAAGGUCAAAAAACAAGCAUGCCUUUCUCCCCAUCAGAGAAGACUUGCAAUGGAGCUCAGUCCUCCAACAGUGCUGUGCAGCGCUUGAAAGUUCCUUCCCGUGCUUCUCCAGCAUCCUCUGAAAGUGACUGGGAGACCUUAGAUCCAAGCAUUUUGGAGGAGUCUAAUCUGAAAGAAGGAGAAGGUGAAAAUAUAGCAUCAGAACAGGCUGAAAAUAUUCUGAGCUCAGAAAGCCUUCCAAUCACUGUGCAACCCCAAGCAAAUACAGGACACGCAGUGCUUGUUCCAGGACUGAUUUCUGGGUUGGAAGAGGACCAGUACGGUAUGCCGUUGGCUAUUUUUACAAAGGGGUACCUCUGCUUGCCCUACAUGGCACUGCAGCAGCAUCACCUCCUGUCAGAUGUAACAGUGCGCGGCUUCGUUGCCGGAGCCACCAAUAUCCUGUUCCGUCAGCAGAAGCAUCUGAGUGAUGCGAUUGUGGAAAUAGAAGAUGCUCAUGUACAAAUCCAUGAUCCAGAGCUCCGUAAGAUCCUGAACCCAACAACUGCUGACCUGAGAUUUGCAGAUUACUUGGUGAAGCAUGUAACUGACAACAGAGACGAUGUUUUCCUUGAUGGCACUGGAUGGGAAGGAGGUGAUGAGUGGAUCAGGGCUCAGUUCAGUGCUUAUCUUCAUGCACUGCUUGCUGCUGUGCUGCAACCAGACAACGAAAAGACGUUGUCAGACUUUGGAACGGUGUUUGUAGCAGCCUGGAAAAACACCCACAACUACAGAGUAUGGAACAGCAACAAGCAUCCAGCUCUUGCAGAGGUAAAUUCUAGCCACCCAUUCCAGGGCCAGUACUCUGUGUCAGAUGUGAAGUUAAGAUUGUCACACUCUGUGCAAAACAGUGAACGUGGAAAGAAGAUUGGGAAUGUGAUGGUUUCUACUAGCCGAAAUGUUGUUCAAACAGGAAAAGCUGUAGGUCAGUCAGUUGGAGGAGCCUUCACAAGUGCAAAAUCAGCUGUGUCAUCCUGGUUUUCCACUUUUACACAGUCAACCCAAAACCUUGGGGAGUGAAUGACGGCUUUCCAUGAUGCUGCUGAAUACUUCAGGUGCAGUACUUUCUCUGAGCUCUAGAAAGACCGCUCCAAAACAUAGGAGUGGAGAUUAACUAUCCAGGACCAAAACAAGGUAUAUGUUGCUUGCAAGUAGACAUGAAAUGUUAUUAUUCAGCUUCUCUAGAAGUAUAGAAGAAUGGUGGUGUCUCCAUACAAUGGAUGGCAUUUCCAAUAUACUGGUUGUAUUGAAAAUGACUACUUUCCUUUCAAACUGAGCCUUUAUAAAGACAUUAGCAAACAGGGCUUGUGGCAAGCCAAAUGUGUUUGACUUUAGAUUUGUACAUUUUCUUGGAUGUUGAAAAUAUUUAUGUAAACUAGUUAUAUUUUUCAAUCCAAAUAGCCAAAUGUUGAUGAAUUCUUGUUAGAAAUAAGCAGAGUAUAAAUACUGUUUCCUCUUUCGGGUUGGACUUGAGAAGAUCUCUGCAACAAGUAUACAACAGGAACCCUCAAAGGGUUCCUUCCAAGCCAGGUGAAACUUUUCACCUGCAAACUAAAAUCAGAAGGGUGCAGAGUAAGACUGUGGCUUACUUAAGGGGUUUAUUUUUCCCUUUAUCCUCUGUACCCGUGUACAGUUGUUUGCAUUAUUCCAGCUCUCUCUGUCCCCAGAUAUGUGUGACAGUGGUGAAAUCAGUAUUUUCUUGACAUCAUGCAGUAAGCCUUCAUAACUUUGCAUAUGUUUUGGCUGUGUUUUUACCCUGGAAUGUAAAUGGAAUUCCAGUUGGCAAGAUCUCUUUGGGAAAAGGAUUACAAAACAAUUCUCCCAAAUUGGGAUUGGAUCAUAAGACAGUUUUGUGAGGUCUUGCUUUAUGGCAAUGUAAUUACACCAUCAGUGUAGUUACAUACAUACGAACACAACGUAUUAAACCUGCCUAAACCUACACCAGUAGCAAACUGUGUGGCUUUUUUAACCACUUUUUUUUUGUUACAGUAAAGUUAUGAAGACUCUUCCAAAUGAAAAUCAGCUCUGUCGAUUUUCUGUGCAAACUCAGGGAAUGUUCUGUUUGGAUUGCUACGUUUUUCAUAAGGAAAGUAACACUAAAAUUGAGAGAGGAACUGAAAUGGUUCAGUUCGUAUCCUUGUGUGAAGAAAUGUCAUAGUUUAUAUGAAAAGAUGUGGCAUAAUGCUGUAUUUUGUAUGCAACAUGCAUGAGGUGUCUUCUAUAUGCAAGAGUUUUCCCACUUCCUCUCUUUGUGUGCCUCUUUAUGCCUUCCAGCAUCCCCACAUGAGAGCUGUCAACAUUUUCUACAUUACAUUAUCAAAUGUUCCAACUUUCUGUAGUAAAAGGCUCUUGGUUUAUUGCCUCGUCAGUGUCUGUCAGCAUUUUGCCAUGGUCUUUUCUGGGGCCAAGAUUUCAAGUCAUGGUUAUUUCUUCUGUUCCUCAAAUAAAAGAUAGCAGCUGUACAAGAGGUAACCCAGAAGGCUUGAAUGUAAUUUGUUUUAAGAAUUGAAGUUCUGAUUUCCUUAGGUGCAUUUGAGAAGCCAACAGAAAAGCCACACUUGUAUCACUGUCCAACAAUUUAGUUUUCAGUUUUAUUGCUUCAAACAGCAAUUUGAAAACACGGGGUCUGGUUUAAAGCCUUCAUGAUUUUUUUUCCAGGACUAACUAGAUAGAAUGGCUGUGGAAAACCUGUGAGUGUACAGCUAGUAUGAGUAGUUUCAUUUGAGAAGGGCAAAAAAGGCCUCUAAAGCUCUACUAACCUACUGCCUCUGACAUACAAGUAAAACGUAUUUAUAGAACUGCUGCAACUAUUGCUCCUGGUCUCUGUGUGUAUUUGUGUAUCUCCUGAAACUCCUGAUGCUUUUGUCUGUUUUAUUCUACAACUCUGUAACAGAAUAGAAUUUAUAUCUUUUCAAAGACUAAGUAAUACUUGAUAGGCAGGAAGACCUCUGGUGAAGUAAGACUGGAGCUGAAUUUAUCCAUGAUGAGUCUGAAGCAUUCUGAUUCAGCAUGCAGAUAAGAAAAUACUCCAAAAUAAUCCCUUGCUUUUGUGAAAUAGCUAGCACAUAAUCUGCUCUCUGGGGCUUAAGUGGUCAGGCUUCAUGUUGUAAUGAAGACUGAGGAAAAAUGCAUAAAGGAUUUAAGCACUUAUAAAAGUAACUGCAGCAACUUAGGGCACACUGGGUAAAUUUAGGCUUAGGUGCUCACAACAGCGAGUUCUAGGAGCCAGGCAAGUGAUUGGUAUUUCCAUGUACAAGGUACAGAAGUGGGACCUUCAAGGAUGCCUUUUCAGUAUCUUUCUCAUCCUCACCUGAGUUUUUCUGUAGAAUUCUCCUGUGCCCCAAAUUUGUAUAGCAAAUUUGUUAUUGCUAUACAAUCUGUUAUUACCCUGCAUUCCCCUUACUCCCACAGACUCCCUUGCUGGUCCAGGGAUAUUAGGAAUGAUAUUAGAAAGCUGACCUGUUUUUUGGCUGUUGUUUUGUUUUGGUAGGUGGGUCUGAGGAAAGGCAGAGUGAGUGCCUCUGCAGUGCUAAGGUGAUACACGGCUGCUUGCUGCUUUGCACAGGGACUCUAAACGAUACUUCACAGUGUUUCUCUUAUGGACAAGAAGAUUGAGGCAGAUCUUUCUCUGCGGUCUUUUUCCCAUUGUCCCAGCUGUCUCUGUAGAGCCAGACACACAACCUAAUUUAAGAGUUUUCUGUUCUUCACAAAUGAUAGAAUAAGAAACUUGUAUCCAUUUUCAACCUUUUAAGAACUAUCAUGAUGCUAGCAAGUCAGGCUGUGAUUUUUAAAUGCAUACAGUGAUGAAGAGCAUGCAGCAGGUGGAGAUGAAAUGAUUUUUAUAAUAGGUGGUCUUCAUUAAUGUGUUCAUUUGCUCUUUGACACAUGUUGAACUUACUUUUGGGCAGUAGGGAGGCAUGUGGUCACUGAGGUUUCCCUAAACUCAUGUAGUCCUCUUCUUACUAACAGUUGUAAUCUCUAGUUAAAUCCAGUGCAAAUGCAAGUUAUUUUCUUCCCCUCUGUUUUCAAAUGUCCAAUGCAAGCAUUAGUUUUUAGAAAGAUUUAGGCAGUUGAUUUCCCUUUUAAAGACCCUGCCAUCCAUUUCUGCCCUGCAAGGAACACUGAGCCCUACAUCAAUUGCUGAUAGUGCCUCUAGUAAGUCAACUGUGAAGCUGUUGUUACAGCUCUGCCAUGACGUAUGUUGCAAAGGUAUUUCUGGCUGAUGAUGUGCAGCGUGAACUCACUUCCAGGUACUCCAGUAACACACCUCUCAGAUCCCCAAAACCCACAACACUAAGUAUUGUUGACCUAAUAUUUCAUUUCACUAAAAGGUUCAGCACUUCUCAUCAAUCAUUUUUAUGGUACAACCUUAACCCCUGUGCACAUCUGACACCGGUUCUCUCAAAUAUCACAAUGUGAUGAUCAGUUUUAGAUCAGUGUUCUAGUACAUUGCACUUGUUUGACCUUGUACGUGUUUUAAGCACCUUUGUAAUGAAAUUGAGUCUUUUGCCUAAACAAGCUUCUGAUUUCCAUACCAAUUACUAAGCAGAGCAACUAAUGUGGCAGUAUUUAAUGAUGAAAGUGAAGGCAUGAAUGCAGUUUUUAAACAUAAAAACUGUUGUUUGAUAAUGAAACAUUCAAGUAAUGUAUUGGAUUUUUUCUUCUCCUGCUUGAAAAAUAAAUACAUCCAGCCUGUUUAAAGCUC